AUUACYACGCAUGCGCAGUGUGAGAGGUAUCCAAAAUACUUCCUGGUCAACAUAGGCACUCUGUUUACAUUUUAUUGAUGCUAAACUACAUUUGAUUUCGAGGCGUAGGCAUYUAUGCUUUUCUACAGACUAUUUCUUCUACACUUCGUAUUAACAAUCCUGAAAGCAUUUCCUUUAGUAAUGGCAAAUUCCGUUGCUUUUCACACUCAGCUAGCCUCCAUCAUGGAGGUUUUGGCWAAUGCGGCCGUGGCUGAAAUCUGCGAGCUUGUUGACAAUGGCUAUGCCGUCCUGCAUGUGGAGAUAUCUCGAGGCCAGAAGGAGAAUGAAGCUUUGAGGAGAAAACUACGGCUGAUGGAGAUGAAAGUGUCUAGUGCGAGUGCUCUGAGAGAGGRAAUGGGAAACUCCAUCCUUCUGCACAGUCGCUCUCGAGCUCACCUUGGCAUGGAAUCGAAAAGGACAUCAAACAGCGAGGUACGAUGUCGGAGAGCAAUUGAUUCCCAGUUGGUUACCAGCAUGUUUAGGCACAGAGAGUCCUCAGGUGACACUGGACAAACGACAACACAGAGAAAGUUUGUGCACAGUAAGUGGAUUAUUCCCAGUUAUAUCUGGCAUCCCAACUGAUUUUACACAGCCUGCAGGGUUGGAAGAGAGAAACCCCAAAUCACCUACCAUCAAAGAGGAGAUGUGGGAUGAAUCCUGGGAGAAUCAUGACCAGUGGGAGAGACUGAGUAGCGGAGCUUUARAUCACAGUGCUGAUGGAGGAGAAAGGCAAUCCAACGUCGACACAGAGGCUGCUCAACCAAUCAGCAAACAGGAGAACGCCAGCUCUUGUUUAUGGGUGAGUGGUGAAACGGACAACAGCCUCCUGCCAGGAUCAGAUAACCCGAGUGUGAACAAAAGAUCUCUAAACCCAGGACUGGAAAAUGGUGAUGGAAUACUUAACAGUGUGGGCUUUGAUUGUAUGAUGUUUGAGMCCCACARACAACUUGGGACCCUUAGCUCACAGGGUCCUGGGGCUGAUCUUCCCGAGUGCUCUUACUCUCAUGUGGAUGUUGUACCUACUCAAUCGGAUUCAGAGAAUGGAUUUUCMUAUGAAAUGAACAAAGUGAUUCCCUCCAUAACUGAGCACAAAAAACCUGUAGCUUACCAGGACGGUAGACAGAGGGCGCUGUUGCCCUCAGAGCCUCACAGGACUGUAGGAAAAGGCAUGGAAACGGGAUCCAAUGCUUUGGUAAUGACGGAUGGUUUGGUCUCCCAUGACAGUCAUAACAAUGAUGGGAGUAACAAUGGCGACGUCUCAGCAGGUAAGCUGUUAAUUUGUAGUUUCUGCGGUAAGACUUUGGCUUGUCUGAAGAAUCUCAAGACACACCUGAGGGUUCAUACCGGGGAGAAGCCRUUCAGCUGCGCACAGUGCGGGAAGCGCUUCUCUGACUCCAGCAACCUCAAGCGACACCAGAGCGUCCACACGGGGGAGAGACGCUACGGCUGCAGCCACUGCGGCAAGCGCUUCGCACAGUCGGGCUCACUCAAAGUCCACAUGAGCGUACACACGGGAUGUAAGCAGUUCAGAUGCCUGCACUGUGGGAAGACUUUCAUAUCGGCCAAUCACCUCAACAGACACAUCAGUGUGCACGAUGGAUAAAUACUUUUACCAACAACUUUUCAAUGAGUGAAAGUAUACCUAAACGUGCUUCAGCCAAGCUUGAACAGAAAAGGGACUCGAGGUUGGCAUUUAUUGGGAUGACUCAUGUACUGGAGGCAGCUCUGCAGGGUAGUCAGCCACAGUCAUAAAAUCAGCUUUUUAAACCAAACACUAAACUUAAAUUAAGACCAAAAAGCUAAAACAAAAACAAUUUGUACUAUAUACAGUGCAUUCGGAAAGUCUUCAGACCCCUUGACUUUUUCCACAUUUUGUUACAUUAACCUUAUUCUAAAUUCGAUUAAAUUGCCCCCGCCCCUCAAUCUACACACACUACCCAAUAAUGACAAAGCAUAAACAGGUUUUUAUAAAUUUUUGCAAGUUGUAGAAAC
This is a messenger RNA of Salvelinus sp. IW2-2015, 2031 nucleotides long. Lineage: Eukaryota; Metazoa; Chordata; Actinopteri; Salmoniformes; Salmonidae. The record is from RefSeq and is a predicted model, not a curated record.